Molecule: messenger RNA, 1573 nt
Organism: Nicrophorus vespilloides
Lineage: Eukaryota; Metazoa; Arthropoda; Insecta; Coleoptera; Silphidae
Product: probable phosphatase phospho2
Exons: 2
Coding region: 33-767 (244 amino acids)
Molecular function (GO): phosphatase activity
Source: RefSeq, a predicted model, not a curated record
GAAAUACCUUAAAUUUUACAUUGAAAAGCAAGAUGGCACGAAAAUUAGCAGCAUUUGAUUUUGAUCACACUAUUGUAGAAGGAAAUUCUGAUAUUGUUGUAAGGGAUUUAAUUUCUAAGGAAUCUAUUCCUGAUUCUGUCAGAAAACUAUAUAAAAAUGAUGGAUGGACUGCUUACAUGCAGGGAAUAUUUGAGCUUCUCCAUUUGCAAGGUCACAAGGAAUCUGUCAUUGCAAAAGUUGUUGGAGAAAUUCCUGCCACCAAAGGGAUAUCUGAGUUAAUUCACAAGUUGAAAGAGGAGAACUAUGAUGUGAUCAUAAUAAGUGAUGCAAAUUCCUUUUUAAUCAAUACAUGGCUUGAACAUAAUAAUUUGAAGGAUUGUAUUCAUAAAGUAUUCACUAAUCCAGCUAAAUUUGUGAAUGGACUUUUGAAAAUAGAGAUGUACCAUUUACAGCAAGAUUGUAAAUUGAGUACAAAGAAUUUAUGCAAAGGUAAAAUAUUAGAAGAUUUUAUUAAAGGCAGAGAGUUGGAGGGUGUUGCAUAUGAGAAGACAGUCUAUGUGGGUGAUGGAAAUAAUGACUUUUGUCCAAUGCUGAGGCUAAAUGAUAAAGACUUGGCUUGUGUGCGAGAUAAGUACAGUUGCCUUCAGUUGAUAAAUAAAGUGAAAGAGGGAAAACCAAUUCCAUCAACUGGUCUGAUAUACACAAUGAAAGCUCACGUUUUAGUGUGGAAUACUGGUUUCGAUAUCUUGGAUCAUCUAUCGAAUUAAAAUAUGAUUUGGUUUAUAAAAAAAAGUGCGAUUAUCCUGUGAUGAUAAUAUUUUAAUUUAUAUUUUAUAAUUCAAUUACAAUAAUUAAAUACAUUGGCACCUAUAUUAAGUAGCCAUCAUUUUAUUGUAUUAUUAAAACGAUGUUUAUUUACAAAACAAUAAGUAUGCUCAUUAACUUAAAUAAAUAUAAACAGAAAUUAAGAAACAAAACAUGGUAAACAUCUAUGUAUACAAUCUAUGCUUGUAAAAUGUAAUAAAACUUGUUUUAUGGAUACUACCAUUUAUUUAAUACUGUUGCACACAUACAAUAUAUAGUUUUUGUUUUUUUUUUUACUUUAAAUGUUUAAUUAAGUCUUAUUCUUUGGCAUACCCAUGUAUUUAUAUAGUUAUGUUUUUUUUUUUCAUUUUUCAUACAAUGUUUUAUUUACAUUCAAAUGGAUCACUGCUGGUUUUAUGAGGGUUAGAGUUUUGAUAUUGAUAUACCAAUAAUAAGUAUUGAAAAUCGAACGAUACAAAUUCAAGAUCUCAAAGAGGGAACACAUUGAAACGAACACCACAUAAUCGAUCUAAAUAUGUGCAACAACUUCUCUAUAAUUUUGAGCAAUCAUAAAAAUUAGGAUCGUAUAAUUAGGAUACAUUAUUCAUAAUUCCUUUGUGGUGUAUUACAUGCAUUCUGAAUUUGUCAACACCAAUAGUGCAUAACAUUUCAACACUUUAUUUUGCGAUUUAUAUACAUCGUUAAUAUAGUGGAAUAAUAAAUAAAUAAAUAAAUUGUGCUAACGUUGUCAAAACUUAUCUACAUGCAA